Messenger RNA from Effrenium voratum, 1863 nucleotides. The record is from the annotation of a GenBank genome assembly. NCBI's taxonomy places the organism in Eukaryota, Dinophyceae, Suessiales, Symbiodiniaceae.
AUGGUCCAAUAUAAGAUCCUGGGCCCCGGCAUUCAGCCGGCCAGCCAGACCCCAGCCCAAACCGAGCUGCGGGUCCAUGGCACGGAUGAGGUGAUGACGUUGCCGGUGGUGACCAGCACCAAAGUCCUGGAGCUCAAGGAGUUCCUGUCGGCCAAGCUUGGGAUUGAGCCCAGUGACCUCCAGUUCAUCACCCGCGCGGGCUGCUCUUGGAGGAAGCAGCUGGACCAUGAGGAGGUGCGCCGGAAGGUGUUGGUCUCCGGUAUUCGAAGUUUCAAGCCCCAGAAGGCACAGUACCAGGCGCCCUUCCUGAUCAUCGGCGCGGGGCACAUUGGGCUCCGGCACGGAAUUUACUUGCUCCAGCGCGGCUUCACGAACUUUGUGAUCGUGGAUCGCAGGAACAAGGUGGGCGGAACCUCCUGGAUCUCCCAGGCCAACAAGACAUCGAAGCUGCAGACGGAGCUUGGGACCUACCAUCUCCAGUUCGAUGAGAAUAAUCCGGUGCCCGUGGGCAUGAGCACCUGGCCCUCCCGCGAUGAGUUGCUGGAGCACUUUGCCAAGGUGUCUGAUGAGUACGGCCUCACUCCCUACAUCCGCCUUCAAACCAAUGUGAAGCGUGUGGACGUGGUGGGGAAGACAUCUGUGGAUGGGCCCCUGGGUGAUGUUCACACCGAAGCCGUGGACGAGAACUACUCUGGGGUAGAUACCCCGCUGCCUACUGGCCGGGAGAUCAAGACCUUCCCAGCGAGCUGCGCAUUCAUGUACCCUGGAAAUCUGUCUCUUCCUCGCAAGUACGAGUACAAGGGCGAGGACCUGUUCAACGGCUACAUGGAGUAUGCCAUGUUUGACACCGUCAACUACGAUGAGGUGGUGCGCGGAAAGGUGGUGAUGAUCGCCGGUCACGGGGCCUUUGGCGUGGAGAACAUACGCACUUGCUGCGAGUACUCCGCCAAGAAGAUCUAUAUGGUGUGCAGAAGGAGAAACCUGGCCUGCCCGAGAGUGUGCUCUUGGCUUGCGAACCAGUCAGACCCACCGAUCCCGGGCUCACUCUUUGUAGAUAGCCUCGUGCCCGCGUACCAGUUGGUCGACUCGGAUCCCUGGACACAUCAUUCCGUCACGGCCAACGCGAACCGCACCAGCGUCCACAUCAACCAGAAGUCUCGUUUCGGCAUCGGGGACGUAUACUUCUUGGCCAUCAGCAUGGGGAAGUGUGAGGUCAUCGUGGAUGACGUGAAGCGCUUGUCCGAAGACAAAGUGCACCUGGAGUCCGGAAGAGAGCUGCAGGUGCAGACGAUUCUGAAGGUCUUCGGCUUCACAGGGCUCUACGAGGUGGAUCGAUUGCUGAAGAUCAAAACCAUGACCGGCUGGUGGGCCGAGGGGGACAACCGCCGGUACGUUGCCAGCGAGAAUCCUGGCGUCUAUGCCGCAAACUUUGCGAGCACCAGCCUCUCGCCGGGUGCGUUGGGCUGGAGUCAGCAGGCAACGCACAUGAUGUGGUUCCCCAAGGACUGGAAUCGGCUGGUGGCCUCCGGGGCCUUGCCCAGCAACAAGGCGGACGACGAGAUCUCUCGGCCUGCCUACGUGUUGGAUGCCGUUACCGCCUUGUCCAUGCAGUUCAUGAUUCCCACGAUUUGCCCAGCGCUGGGUGAAGUUCAGAUGAACAACGCGGUCAUCAAGAGGUCCAAGCAGCUCGAAUGCCACCCUGUCGAGCGCUUCCUGGAGGAGUGUGCCAACGAGUGGGACUGGUACGGAAAGACUUGGAAGGAGGAGGAUCCGAGUUUGAAGGAUCCGCCGAGCUAUCCCUACACUCUGACCAUGGUCAAAGACUACCUUCGAAGUGCCGGGCAGUCUGCGAUAAAGUCAUGA